AUGAAGCUGUUUCACGCCUUGGUGUUGCUCAUUUUACCCCUCGCUCGGUUCACAAGGGGGGAAAACCCAAGUGGUGGUAGCGGCGAUGGAAGCAGUGGGGGGGUAGUGUUCCCCCGCGACUUCGAGAAAGACAUGAACGAACUUGACUUAAGCGGCCUCGAGGAAGACAUCGAAGGCAUCGAUGAAGUAGAACACAAGGAUUACUACCAGUACGUGACGCAGUUGUACGUCUACGUUCGCAUAGACAAAAAAUAUAGGACGUUCCGGAACCACCUGCAGCUGAUCCGCCUCGGGGAGAAGUACAUGACUCUGUUGCAAAACGCAAUGAUUAACGUCCAAAUGAAGAAAACUGGAGUUGGGAUCUUCACGUGUUUUUACCAGGACAAAGCCAUGACGGAAAACCUAGUUACGUACUUCCUAAUGCAGAAGGAGGUGGACUUCUUGGAAGUCGGUUUCGACAGGCGCUUCCCAGAGGGAAGAUCUGAACCCAUUGUCGAUGUUGACGAGAGGAUCGAGCCACAGGGGCAAUCAGACGAGGAGUUAUAG
Messenger RNA from Plasmodium coatneyi, 546 nucleotides. RefSeq lists its product as uncharacterized. The coding region runs from base 1 to 546 and encodes 181 amino acids. The transcript has 5 exons. NCBI's taxonomy places the organism in Eukaryota, Apicomplexa, Aconoidasida, Haemosporida, Plasmodiidae. The record is from RefSeq and is a predicted model, not a curated record.